Scomber scombrus (Atlantic mackerel) is the source of this 1550-nucleotide messenger RNA. RefSeq names its product CD4-2 molecule, tandem duplicate 2 (gene cd4-2.2). Bases 89 to 1033 code for a protein of 314 amino acids. The record is from RefSeq and is a predicted model, not a curated record. Gene Ontology annotation, cellular component: membrane raft; external side of plasma membrane. The transcript is spliced from 9 exons. Gene Ontology annotation, biological process: T cell activation; interleukin-15-mediated signaling pathway; positive regulation of ERK1 and ERK2 cascade. Gene Ontology annotation, molecular function: MHC class II protein binding; protein tyrosine kinase binding. Lineage: Eukaryota; Metazoa; Chordata; Actinopteri; Scombriformes; Scombridae.
UUUUGCAUCCUGGCAGUCUUGUUCUUGAAGUGACGCACGAAGGAUUGGGAAAGAUUUCAGCGUUUAAUAAAAGCACAAACACGCAGCAAUGCCUCCAAAUUCAGGUCCAACAUUCAAAAUGAAGACUAUCAUAUGGUUUGUGUUAGUGUUGGGUCCACUCACUGCUGCAGGCGAAGUGGUGUUUGCAGAACCAGGGGAGAGAGCCACCAUCAAGUGUGGGGGCAACAAAGACCCUUUAAACCUGGAUUGGAAACGUGGACAGAAAUUAAUCAUUGGCUAUUUGAGGCGUGGCUCCCCUCGCAGAGACCAAGAGGAAAUUGCGAGCAGGUCAAGGCUGCUACAGGCUAAUUUGAUGAUUGACAAAGUGAAGAAAGAGGAUGCUGGACAGUUCACCUGUGAAGCAGACAGCAAAAUGUACCGUCACACACUUUUGGUGGUGUCAGUGUCAGUCAGCCCCUCCAGUGAGCUCCAGCUGGGCAGCAAAGCUACGCUCCAGUGUCAGGUCGAAGGUCUGAGCCCAGCCCCUCCAGUGCAGUGGAAGAGGCCAGGUGUAGAUAAACCAAUAGAGUCACACACUGUUGAACUCAAUCCUGUGGCCUCGUCAGAUGCAGGAACAUGGAAGUGUGCGGUCUCUCAGGAUGGGCAGAUCAAAAACGUGAGCCUAGAUAUUAAAGUUAAAGCUCCUGAACCAUCUACAGUUUCCCCUUCCAAAACCACAGAGGGCAAUAAGAAGACCUGCAACAACUGCGGCUCUAACUCUAAGACCAGUAAUGAUUCAGCGCCGCUGGUGCUGCUGGGGCUCAGCUUGUGGGUGUGGGUUGGAAUUGGAGUUGGCGGCCUGGUCGCAGUUUCCCUGAUGGUCGUAGUCAUUGUUUUGUACAAGAGGAUCAAAAGAAGGAAGGAAAGACACCGCAGGUUGAAGAAUUCCAGACAACCACUGACGACCAGGCAGUUCUGCCAGUGUGACCACCCAACAGCUGCAGCCAAACCGCAGCAAGAACGCCGAAGAGAGAAACCCCUGCUAACGGAGUGACAUGAAAGAAAGGAGACAUAGAGAGAAAGAAAAGGAGGCAGGGAGAGAAGGGGGAAAGGAAUGAAAGAGAGGAACAGAUAGAGAUAAGUGUAAAAAGAGCGUGGGUGAACGAGAACCACGGUGCGAAUAUGGCUUGAAUGUAAAUGGGCUUUUGAAUGCUCUUGAUGAAAAUAAAAAUCAAAUGUAAUGAUGUGGGCACUUUGAGCUUUUCCCACUAAAUAUAACCAGUGAUCUGAAUGCAAAUGGACCUGAAUGCCUCCACUGGAAGCGAGGAACAGCAACAGUCUGUACUUAUUUAACAUUUAUGAAUCAUAUUAACAUGUUCAGCCUAGCAUAUCAAUACAUUCAGCAUUGUUAAACUAUUGGGCUCUGCUUUUAUCUUAAAUUACAGACAUAUCUUCUUUCCUGUGCUUCUGUUUUUAUUUGCUAAAAAGAUUUGUAUGUAUUCUUUGUUCUGAUUUUUCAGGAUUGCCAUACUGCAUUGAAUUUGAUGUCUUUUUUUCCUGCUGUCAAUAAA